This is a messenger RNA of Echinostoma caproni, 444 nucleotides long. The record is from the annotation of a GenBank genome assembly. NCBI's taxonomy places the organism in Eukaryota, Metazoa, Platyhelminthes, Trematoda, Plagiorchiida, Echinostomatidae.
AUGGAUUCUUGCUGUCGAAAGCACACCCAUGAACGUGCAAGUGAUCAGCGUUUGACCCAAGAUAUUGGUACUGCUUGCGGCCUCAUUUCUGACAUUUUACCUCUGUUCAUAAUCAACCCAAUAUUAGUGAUGUUCUACACGUAUAAGUGUGUCGAUAAAGCCGGAUGGUUAGGUCCGAUUUCGGCUUACAUAAUGUUUGUUGUUUAUGCGGUUAUCGCUCAUUUUGUCACAGCUUGGACCUCAAAAGCGAUUUACGAGCAUGAUCGACAGGAGGGUAACUUCCGCUUCUAUCAUACACAAGUACGAACAUUUUCUGAGGGUGCUGCCCUGAUGGAUGUUGGUCGCGCGGAACACUACUUUGCCGAUACUGCACUUUGGCGUAUGCUACACGCCCUACGUGUCAGUGUGAAUCGUAUACCAGUUAUUUUCUGUAAGUCCUGGUGA